UUAUGUUCAUGUUUAUGUCUGUGCAGGUUUCUCUUGGAAGCUCUGGAGGACCUGGACAGCAGUCUCAAGAAGCUCAAUUCCAGGCUUUUUGUAGUCAGAGGCCAGCCUACAGAUGUGUUCCCCAGGCUUUUCAAGGAGUGGAACGUGACCAGGCUGACCUUUGAAUAUGACCCAGAGCCUUACGGGAAAGAGAGGGAUGGCGCAAUCAUUAAGUUGGCCCAAGAAUUUGGAGUGGAGACCAUUGUCAGAAACUCUCAUACCCUCUACAACCUAGAUAGGAUAAUAGAGAUGAACAACAACAGUCCUCCUCUGACGUUUAAGCGUUUUCAGACUAUUGUGAGCAGACUGGAGUUGCCUAGGAGACCUCUGCCUCCCAUCACUCAGCAACAAAUGGACAAAUGUCACACCAAAAUAGAAGACAACCAUGACCAGCUAUACAGUAUCCCUUCUUUAGAAGAAUUAGGUUUCAGGACAGAUGGUUUACCUCUGGCUGUGUGGCAUGGAGGAGAGUCUCAGGCAUUGGACAGACUCGGUAAACAUCUGGACAAAAAGGUAAAGCUAAAGUCAAAGUGCUUUAAUUGGUCUAAUCCAGAAUCCAGGAGUUUAUUUUGAAUGCUAAGUUGCAUUGGCUGAUUUUUUUUGUUUGUUUGUUUACUUUUGUCCUCCUUGUUCUUAAACUUUCAGUAAAUGCCCACAGAAUAGGGAUAAAUUAGUAAUUUGACAGUGUUGCCUCCUUGCUCUCCUAUCCAUACCUACUUACCUGGUAAUCUCUGGAUGUAAUGCAAGUUUUUCCGUGUACGAUGGUUAAAAUGGUUUUAUCGUAACAAUCGUGUAUACAAGAUGGCUGCUGUGUUUGCUUCGGAUUACUCCUCACCCCUGUUGCUUGUCACGUGCUCCAUAAUGUUGUGCUGUGGACAUUUAUGUGCUUUCU
Messenger RNA from Haplochromis burtoni (Burton's mouthbrooder), 931 nucleotides. Its product is annotated as cryptochrome-2-like. Gene Ontology annotation, molecular function: DNA binding; FAD binding. The record is from RefSeq and is a predicted model, not a curated record. Gene Ontology annotation, cellular component: cytoplasm; nucleus. The annotation marks the transcript as partial. Lineage: Eukaryota; Metazoa; Chordata; Actinopteri; Cichliformes; Cichlidae. The transcript has 4 exons. Gene Ontology annotation, biological process: circadian regulation of gene expression; negative regulation of DNA-templated transcription; entrainment of circadian clock by photoperiod.